Microcebus murinus (gray mouse lemur) is the source of this 6083-nucleotide messenger RNA. The record is from RefSeq and is a predicted model, not a curated record. NCBI's taxonomy places the organism in Eukaryota, Metazoa, Chordata, Mammalia, Primates, Cheirogaleidae.
AGAGUCCAGAUGCUCCCGUCUAAAGCAGUCCUCCUCGUCAGAGUGUGGGAAUGGAACGAUCGGUCAGAUCCACCCUCGUGUUCAUUCCAGGUUUCAGACGUGCUGCUGUGUACCAGGUGUCACCCUGGCUAUGGGGAGACAGUGGUGGUUUCCCCCUUUCUUCCUUCCUUUAAGUAGUCUGGUUAUUUCUAAGGCUUCUCCCUCUACCGCCCCACCCCUACCUCCUGCUCCUGCCCAAGCCAGGCCCCACCACUGCACGUUGAGAGUCUGCUGUUCCCGGAUGGAGCGGGCCCGGGGUUGGCAGUAUCUAGGUGUUGGCAGCAGCAGCUCUUCUGCAAGUCCCUAAGCUCAGAUGAACUGGGGCUUUAAGAUGUCAUCGAGCCAUCAGAGGGAUGCAGGAAAGGCCUUUUGAAAUGCUGUUUCCCCUGACCCAUUCGAGGUCCCUGGACGGCCGGCUUCAGGUGUCCCAUCGGAAGGGGCUCCCUCAUGUCAUCUACUGCCGCCUGUGGCGGUGGCCCGACCUGCACAGCCACCAUGAGCUGCGGGCCAUGGAGCUGUGUGAGUUCGCCUUCAACAUGAAGAAGGACGAGGUCUGUGUGAAUCCCUACCACUACCAGCGAGUAGAGACGCCAGUUCUACCUCCUGUGUUGGUGCCACGCCACACAGAGAUCCCGGCCGAGUUCCCCCCGCUGGACGACUACAGCCAUUCCAUCCCCGAAAACACUAACUUCCCUGCGGGCAUCGAGCCCCAGAGCAAUAUUCCAGAGACCCCACCCCCUGGCUACCUGAGUGAAGAUGGAGAAACCAGCGACCACCAGAUGAACCACAGCAUGGAUGCAGGCUCUCCAAACCUAUCCCCGAACCCGAUGUCCCCAGCACACAAUAACUUGGACCUGCAGCCUGUCACCUACUGCGAGCCGGCCUUCUGGUGCUCCAUCUCCUACUACGAGCUGAACCAGCGCGUCGGGGAGACAUUCCACGCCUCGCAGCCAUCCAUGACGGUGGACGGCUUCACCGACCCCUCCAACUCGGAGCGCUUCUGCCUGGGGCUGCUCUCCAACGUCAACAGGAACGCAGCAGUGGAGCUCACUCGGAGGCACAUCGGGAGAGGCGUGCGGCUCUACUACAUUGGAGGGGAGGUCUUCGCCGAGUGCCUCAGCGACAGCGCUAUUUUCGUCCAGUCUCCCAACUGUAACCAGCGCUAUGGCUGGCACCCAGCCACCGUCUGCAAGAUCCCACCAGGAUGCAACCUGAAGAUCUUCAACAAUCAGGAGUUCGCCGCCCUCCUGGCGCAGUCCGUCAACCAGGGCUUCGAGGCCGUGUACCAGCUGACCCGGAUGUGCACGAUCCGCAUGAGCUUCGUGAAAGGCUGGGGCGCCGAGUACAGGAGACAGACAGUGACCAGCACCCCCUGCUGGAUUGAGCUGCACCUGAAUGGGCCUUUGCAGUGGCUUGACAAGGUCCUUACCCAGAUGGGCUCCCCGAGCAUCCGCUGUUCCAGCGUGUCUUAGAGACACCGGGCGUGCAGGGGGAGGGUGGGGAGGAUGGGCUUGGGGAAAUGGCCAUGUAGGAGGUGGAGAAGAUUGCAACUCUACUCAACCCAUCGUUGUCAAGGAAGAAGUUUUUCUCCCUCAACUAAAGUGGCACCAGCCUGUUUCCCAAAACACAAAAGCAAACCCAGAGAUGGAUUUUACGAACAGCUGCAUCUGCCCUUUGGCGCCAGCUUCAAGGGCAAGAAGUGGCUUCUGCUCUGGUGGCCUGAGCAAACAGAACAGGUAGUGUUUCACCACCCGCCCUCAACCCCCAGCCUCCUUCCUUUUUGAAUGACAGCAAUCUGGGAUGUCGCAGUCCAACCGAAGUGCCCCUCUGUCCAGGACUGGAUUGUGGAGUUCACCUUGGAAGGGUGUUCUCGGCAGGAAAAGCCUGCAGGGCGCUGAACAGACCUCACCCCAGCUCUCGGCGCUUUUGACAAACGCUUCACCUGAGCACUCCCGACGAAGCCCCACCACUCCAGCAGAGCCCACACCUCGGGAGCCAGAUCGGCUUGGGGUGGCGCCGGGGCUUGUCUGCCCCCCUGCCCUCUCAGAACAUACCACUUGGCACAGGCGUGCUCAGCGGAACAUGUGCACGGGACAAGUGGGAGUGGGUGAGAGCCACCUCUUCUUUAAAAACUUAAAUUUGUCCUUUUUCACUUUGAAAAGUUGGAAGGAUCUGCUGCAGCUCAGUGCGUAUGCAGUGUAGAGUUUCUGUUGUCACAGUAAUCUCAAAGAGAUUUGAAUGAUGGUAAGUGUCCACGUGAAGCAGGGGGCCGUGGCCCUGGGAUGGCGUUUAGGCUGAGGCAGCGCCAUCCUGAGUGCAUCCCUGUCAUCCGUGAGAGCUCGCUCCAGAUUCUGAUGCAUACGGCUAUAUUGAUUUAUGUAGUCGGUUGCAGUAAUUAAAUCAACUUUAUCAUAUGCUCUUUUAAAUGUUUGUUUUAUAUUUUUUAAGAAAAUCCUGGGUUGGCAUAUUGACUGGGAAACCAGAGCGAGUCCCAGCCACUACUUCUCUCCCUUCUCUCUCCCAAGGGGAAGCUUUUUCCAGGUUUUGUUGCAGAGACACCUGCCAGCACUUACGGAAGCUGAAAUUUACAGGAGCAAAUUCACCAGAAGGGAAAAAUCUCAGGCCAACACAGGCAAAUGAAAAGGGCUAUUAAAAUUUUUUUACACCUUUGAAAAUUGCAGGCUUGGUGCAAAGAGGUCUGCCAUCUUUCCCCUGGGAUCUAAGAUUAUCUAGCUCACAGUGGAGGAUCAUCAGUGACAACUACAGCAGUUAUAUUGCAGAAUAAGUACCGCUCCCAGUGGCAAUUAGGGAGAAAACUAAUAUAAAUUAUUUCAAUUGUAAAAAAGAAAGAAGAGCCCUCCUCUUUUACUGGCCUUUUGCAGAAUACAGCAGACAGAAUUGCCACCUUCAUUCAAUUGGUACUUUGUUCUUUGCUGCUGUUUUUGUAGGAAGUGACUUAUCCCACAUUUUUGCAUGGAUUUAUACCAGGAAAAAUAAGAGGAUUUCCUAUGGAAGUCCUGUCUUAUUCCAAGUGAAGGGAAGAAAAGUGUAUACUUCUGGCAGGUUAUAAAUCUCAAAUGUGAUGCAAUUUCUGACGCUGUAGGAAGAUAGAGGGGGCUUCCUGGUACCUCCCCUGCAGGACCCUGUGCCUAGGAAGCGGAAGCCUUGAGGUUUCCAGGUAGGAGAGCUGUUCCCUGAGCCUCCUGAGGAAGAGACUGAAGGAGCACCUUGCCAGGCCUGUCUGUGCCAGUCUUCAAGCAGGGAUGUUGACACAGAACCCAGAGACAACACGAAACCCCUCGCUUCCUCUGAGAAGGCCAAGUACUGUGGGUCUGAAGCGCGUGCCUGGCACGAAAUGAUCUAUGGGCUGCUCUUACAAACGCAGGAAGCCCGCCCCUCGUGUGUGUGCGCUCACCAUCCCAGUCAGCCGGGACCCCGGGCACAAAUACUCUGCUUUGGCGUCUGCUGGAGCAAUCAUGGCCUCUCUCCUAAAAGCCAUGGCAGCGGUUUCCGAGGGCCUGCAUUCUCCACCUGCUACACGGUCCCAUGAGGGCUUCCUGUGGCACACAGCUGUCCCCCAGCUGCUGGGGAACUAGCUUCAGGUACAGCCCAAUUCUGGUGACCCCGUGAUCAAUGGAAGUCCUGUCUUGUUCCAGGUGAAGGGAAGGAAACGUAUACUUUUGGCAAGUUAAAAACUUCAAAUGUAAUGGAUUACACAUUUGGGUGCAUUUGGCUGGUGUCUUAGAAUGCUCAGUGCUCAGACCUGAAGACUCCCUCUUGGCCCCGUCUUUAUAGACUAGAGACUACCACAGGAGGACAUGUGAGGAGGCUGUAGGCAAGCCCGCCUUUGGCAUCACUGAAAAUAAAUUUGGUCACACUUAAGAGGUUAGGAAAUGGUGCCGUUCCCAUUAUAGAGCGCUACGUAGGUGCUUUGGGCAUGUGUAAUAUUAGUGUCCUUCCUUAAAGUCACAAAACUAGUUUUCUUAGUUUUAAAAUCCUUUUGUAUGAAUGGCAUUUGUAUAUUAAAAAACUUUUCUAAAGAACAGUUGAAAGGGGCAAGAGGAAACCAGGGCAGUUUUAGAGCUGUGCCGGUGGCUGCUAGAUAGCGGUUCCAAGUGUAGCGAAGUGUGUGUUCCCCUCCCCCCAGGCUCCUGCCGUGACGGUGUCUCUGCCCUGUGGCUUGUGCUGACACUGGCCCCGAGUGUGGCUAGCACUGGGGCAUAGAUCCAUGUCUUCAGCACCUCCCGAGGAGCCGACUUUUAUUUCCUUUCCACUCCUCCCCACUAGUCCUCUUCUUCCCAACUUUAUUUAGUAACUUAGAUCCUUCCAGCGCAUAGGUAGGUAGCUCCCCCAGCCGGUUUGGAUUACAGGCCUGCGCUGGAACAUCAUCUCAGUUGGCCACCUUCCUGGCAGGCUGUAGAUCUGACAUUUUGAGACAAGCCCAGAGUCAGGAGCGGGGACUUUGACUCUUACGAAAAACACACAUGAGGGCAAGGCUGCUGGCAGACUUUUCCAUUGUCCUUAUGUUGUCUGUUGUAUUUUUUUAUUGACUGUGGUGAUUAUUUUUUUAAAUCAUUGUUAAUGUAUUGAAAUGAGCUGUAGCACAUAUCAUGUGCUUAAUUUGUUUUGUUUUUCUCCAUCCCCCCUUGACUUCCUAGAGUUUGGCCAUAUUCCAGGCUAAAUGCUUUUACUCAAACCACAGAAAGGUUUUCUUUAAGUAGCAUGUGCAUGGCAUGCAUGUACGUGAGUAGUCUGGGGAGAAGGCAGAUAUCUGAUUUCACUCUUGGCCCCAGGCUGCCAUUCUGAGGCUCCGUGAUGGGCUCCACAGGGCCAAAGCUCACAUUAGGCCCCUCUCCUUAGUCCUCAAAAACAGAGGUAGGAAAGGAAUCUGCAGGCCGCUCAUGGGACUGCUUACCAAGGGGGCUACAAGAGAGGGCACAAGUCUAGCUCUGGACCCUGUUUCUUACUGUGUGACUUGGCUAGAGUUGGGAGUUUUCCCAAAAUAUAGACAUGUCCCCAUUUUACCGGAAGAAAACCUCAACACAGCUAAGCUGUAUCAUUUUUAUUUGUGUGGCAUAAAUGUUCCCUUUAGCACCCCUUCAAGUAACAGUCUUCACAAUGCGCAUCACUCUUAGAAGGAGCACCAGCCAACUCUGAAGGGGGCAGGGAGAGGAGAAAAAUGUACCCCGGGGAUAUGACCGAAGAUGAAGGUGCAGCACCUGUGAUGGGAGUUGUCAGCGGGGAAAUGACUUGCUGUACGGGCAACUGUUCAGAAACACAGCUAUCACAUAAAAGGAACUCGCCUCUCCUAUAAACUGGAUCUAGAAAUUCUCAGUGAUUCUAUAAUAGAUUUUCUUUCUUUUUUAAAUGCAGAAAUAAGGUAUACUCUAGUAUUCUGGUGUUUUUAUAUUUAUGUAAUAAUUUCUUAAAACCAUUCAGAUAACUAUUUAAUUUUUUAAAGAAAAUUGGAAAGGUCUCCCCUCUCAAGGACAGUGGCUAGAAGAGUUGGGGCACAGCCAGUUCCGAAUGUUGGUGGAAAGUGUAGUGACUAUUUUGGCUCAGCAGCCAGAAACGCCAAACCAGGCUGGCUAAACAGGUGGCAGCGCAUAAAAACAGGUAGCCUCUGAGUCCAAUCUAGGCCCUUCUGUAGGAGUUUUAUGAACCAAGCCCCCCUCGCUUCCUAGGGGUGAAAGCUCUACAGAGAGCUGGGGCCGUCUUUCUCCAAGAAGCCUUCACUCGCCGUCACGGCUGCUGCUGCAACUCGGCUGUUCCGGACUCACUGUGUGCGCUGGGGGUGGGGGUGGAUCAUGGAGGACGUCGAUUACCUUCACUAUUCGGCCAGCCUGACCUUUUAAUAUCUUUGUAAAAAGCAUGUAUGUAUUUAUAGUGUUUUAGAUUUUUCUAACUUUUAUAUUUUAAAGGCAGAGCACCUGUUUGUUUAAGCAUUGUACCCCUAUCGUUAAAGAUUGGUGUCCUCUCUCUUGUUAAGUGCCCUUCUAAUAAACUUUCCGUGGAAAAGCUCCUGUGCCAGAAGCUCAGUCUGA